Molecule: messenger RNA, 2526 nt
Organism: Doryrhamphus excisus (bluestripe pipefish)
Lineage: Eukaryota; Metazoa; Chordata; Actinopteri; Syngnathiformes; Syngnathidae
Source: RefSeq, a predicted model, not a curated record
GCUGGCAUAAACUUCCGGAAGGAUUUCUAUUGGCUGUAGGCGAAGUGAGGGUGAAAUUGAAAUAAACCUCCACAGACGCCUUACUUGGGGCUCAUUCCUCACUUAUUAGCUGCUGUUUUUCGCUUCGGCAUCAAAAAUACUCGAUCAUCUAUGUUAUGGGGGACCACACAAAGAUCCAUAUCACUCCAGGUAGACCAUCGGUACGAAACCCCUUCGAGAGUCCCAAUGACUACCGCCACUUGCGGGAACCCUUGGUGCCGAGUCCUUCCGCGUUCAAGUCCAAGAUCUGUAAAGCUACUCCCCCCAAGUUUAACUGGUCUAUUGAAGAAAUGGCCAGUCUACUCCCAGUGGACAUAGACCAAGAAGAAAUCCAGAGACAAUCAUUUUUCCUCAGUCAGACAAGGGCAGACUCCGACACAGAAGAAAAGCGCCAGACUGCCAUAGAACAGUUUUUCACCAAAGAAGCCAUCGUGCCCUCCCCGUGGGCGGUCUCAGACACCCGGAAAGCCUUUCUUCACGUGUAUAAAAAAAGCCCUCUGUCGCCGGCAAUCGCUGAGGAGCCAGAAAAACACUCAGUUUCCUGUCAGACCAGCCUCUCGUUACCUGUGGCCUUUGAUUUGGAGAAGCUUCUCGGGGAGUAUUGCCGUAACGAGGAAGUCAUGUGCGAUGCGGUCCAGGAGAGCCUGAGCUCCUCCUCUUUAAGACGUAAGCUCUUCCUGGAUGGCAGAGGUGCUUCCAGCGGCUCCGAGAACUCCAGUCCGCCGACCCCAGAUAGAGGUCUGAUGCAAGAUGAGGACGCUAUACACGACGUUGAGGGGGCUACUUCAUCCGCCUUUUCCUCCCCUUUGUCUUGCGCUAUGACAGCCCCCACUCUUCCUACGGGUCAGUUCUCCUCCAGUCCCAUCCAGCAGGGCCGCUUCCGGGACUGCAGCCUCGGCAGCAUCGCCAGCCCUCUCUUCCCGGAUAGGUCGUCACCCGCUGGCACGGGGUCUCACAGUUUUUCGCCUAUUCUUGCGAAUGCAGCACGCACGCCCACAGGCUCAGUUUCCUCAGUCGAGUGGAAGCAAGUGUGCAGUUUAACUCCCUGCGGCGUCCCCGUGGACAUGGACCCCCCCUCCUGCGCCAAGAGUCCGUACGUGGAGGGCUGCUCUCCCAUUCGCAGCUGUUCUCCACACCAUCUCCGCUCUGACCCCCAGCAACAACGUACCAGAUCCAAGCCCAGGACCAGUUUCCGUUGCUGGGCCUCCCCUCCUCUCAUCUCGCCCAUCUUCAACCUCCGGCUACCCGACAAUGAUGAAGGAGAGGACCUAACGCACUCAUCGUCACCAUCAUCUAUUCUUUCCAUCGAUCUGGAUCAAUCCUCUUCUCUGAAUCUGAACCAUCAUUCUCAAGGGAGGUCCAGUUUGGGAUUUAUAGAGCCUGUCAAAACACAGGAAAUGAGAAUGGAGAGAAAACAGGAAGAGGACGAAGAGACGGACAACGGCGCCGUUUCAGGACAGCUGACAAGUUCUCGAAUGGGCAACGUGUCCGCCACAGAAAGCUCUCAGAUGUUUGUGUCGCUUCUGGCGGACGGAAGCAGCAUACGUUACGAUUCCAGCAUGCAGGUGGACAGCGGAUACAACACUACCUCAGCAGGCGCCGGAAGCCUCAUCGACGGACUCGGUUCGGACUCUGCUCACGGGAAAGAAUCCUUCAACUCCAACCUUCCAGAAGAUGCCGUCCAUCUCACUAGAACCUCGAAAAUAAAGGCAUGGAAUCCUCAUCACUGAACUGUCUAACCCACAGGAAGGAACACCACAACUUGCAGCUUUUAUUAUUAUUAUUUUUUUUUUUUUAACAACAGUUGUCUACACUGGUAGGAGUGUUUUAUUAGGGCAUUAAAUUAGCUUCCAUGCGUGGUUAUCACGGCAUCAAUAGAGAAGUUCAAUGUUAUUUUUGCUGUAUCCACCAUGUCGGUGAUGGCACUUCAAGGGAUAAUCACUUUCAAGUUUUUUUUUUGCGAUUUGAUUUGGUGCAGACACAAUCAUGCUUGUACUGUAUGUUUUUAGCAAACUAUAUGGAUUUUUAUGUAUUUAACACUUUUUUUUUCAUUUGACUGUCAAUGAGAACUGUGAACAUUCAGGUGUCUUGAACAUUUUAAAUUUUUUUUCCCUCACUCGAAAUAAGAAUACCACUGAUGACCGUUGCUGGAUUAUUUAAAUGGACACUAUUGCUUUUUACCUGAUUAAUAACAUGUUUUUUUUUCACUUCAGUAAUAUAGUUCAUGUUAUUAUUUUUUGUUUCCUGAUACUUGAAUAUACUCCGUAUUGUGUCGAUUCAACAUACUGUAACGUAUGUAGAAAACAAUAUCAAGGAUCCACAAGGCUAUAGCAGUCAUUUUACUUGUCAUAAAAAGUGAUGAAUUAAAAGUCAAAAUACAAUAGCAGCUUGCGGGCACACAUGCGGCCCACAGAACGUCUUAAUUCUGUCCACCGGGCGUUUCUAAAUGCUUCAAACGCACAGGAAAUAGUCAAAAAAAGCAACUUG